GGUGUUUCGCUGAGUACACACUCGGUCGUGGACAGCCAGACGCUUCAAUGAGGUGCAUUAACGAAGGAACGCAGGAAUACUCGUUGGAACCCAAUAACCCAAACCCAGUAAAAGAGGCUUGCUGUUUUUUAGGAAGCUAUCUGGUAGAAGCUAGCUGGCGCAAGCUGUGACGUUAGCCAACCAGGUCAUAUCGCAGUGUAAUGACAGGAAGCAUGCUUUGAAUGACACCGUGCUGAGAGGUUUAGCUACCAAUCAGCAGAUAAAGACAACAUCAUUUGAAAUCAGAUGAUUGGAAAAAUGAAAAGGGCAAGUUGCAUGGAGCCUGUGAACAGCCCUUAGCUGUGGUAUAUUGGAAAUAUACCAUACCCCCGGGCCUUCUUUCUUAGUUAUGUUAUUUUCAUAAUACAUGUGCUAUUAUUCAUUUUUUUCACAUCAAGCAAUAUAACAAUUUUAUGAACUUUGUGUGAGUGAGAAAUUCAGAAAUGCCUCCUAGACCAUCUUCUGGUGAGCUAUGGGGCAUCCAUUUGAUGCCCCCCAGGAUCUUUGUUGAUUGCUUGUUACCAAACGGGAUGAUCCUGACCCUGGAGUGCCUCCGUGAGGCUACGCUCAUCACCAUCAAACAUGAACUGUUCAAGGAGGCCAGGAAGUAUCCCCUGCAUCACCUGUUACAGGAGGAGACAUCCUACAUCUUUGUCAGUGUUACUCAAGAGGCAGAGCGUGAGGAGUUCUAUGACGAAACUCGAAGACUAUGUGAUCUCAGACUCUUUCAACCUUUUCUGAAAGUCAUUGAACCUGUUGGCAACCGGGAGGAGAAAAUUCUGAACCGAGAAAUUGGAUUUGCUAUUGGUAUGCCUGUGUGUGAGUUUGACUUAGUAAAGGACCCCGAAGUGCAGGACUUCAGGAGGAAUAUUCUUAAUGUCUGUAAGGAUUCGGUAGAACUCCGAGAUGCCAACGGACCUCAUAGUCGGGCUUUGUAUGUUUACCCUCCCAACGUGGAAUCGACACAAGAACUUCCAAAGCACAUCCAUGGCAAACUCGACAAAGGUCAAAUCAUUGUGGUGAUCUGGGUGAUCGUGUCUCCCAACAACGACAAGCAGAAGUACACCCUGAAGAUCAACCAUGAUUGUGUGCCAGAGCAGGUGAUAGCCGAGGCCAUCAGGAAGAAGACUCGGAGCAUGCUGUUGUCCGCAGAACAGCUCAAGAUGUGUGUGCAGGAGUACCAGGGCAAGUACAUCCUGAAGGUGUGCGGCUGUGACGAGUACCUCUUGGAAAAAUACCCUCUGAGUCAAUAUAAGUACGUGCGGAGUUGCAUUAUGCUUGGUCGGAUGCCAAACCUUAUGCUGAUGGCAAAGGAUAGCCUUUACUCACAGUUGCCCACCGACUGCUUCUCCAUGCCAUCCUACGCCCGGCGCAUCUCCACCGCCACCGCCUACAUGAAUGGAGAGACCUCCACCAAGUCCCUGUGGACCAUCAAUGGCACGCUGCGAAUACGAGUGCUUUGUGCCACCUACGUUAACGUCAAUAUCCGGGACAUCGAUAAGAUUUAUGUACGAACUGGCAUCUACCACGGAGGUGAACAGAUGUGUGACAAUGUCAACACGCAGCGAGUUCCCUGCUCUAAUCCCAGGUGGAACGAGUGGCUGGCUUACGACAUGUACAUUCCCGACAUCCCCCGUGCGGCACGCCUCUGCCUCUCCAUCUGCUCUGUGAAAGGCAGGAAAGGGGCUAAGGAGGAGCAUUGUCCACUGGCGUGGGGGAAUGUCAAUCUAUUCGACUACACUCACACGCUGGUUUCUGGGAAGAUGGCUCUGAACCUGUGGCCUGUGCCGCAUGGCCUGGAGGACCUGCUCAAUCCCAUCGGAGUCACAGGCUCCAACCCCAACAAGGAAACGCCUUGUUUAGAGCUGGAGUUUGACUACUUUAGCAGUGCUGUCAAGUUCCCAGACAUGGCCACGGUGGAGGAACAUGCUAACCGGACCAUAUCCAGGGAACUGGGCUUCAACUACUCCCAGUCAGGACAGAGUAAAAGAGUGGCGCGAGACCAUGCCUUAACAGACAUUGAUAAUGAGCAGCUGAGACAGGUCUGCAACAGAGAUCCCCUGUCUGAAAUCACAGAACAGGAGAAGGACUUCCUAUGGAGGCACAGGCACUACUGUGUAAAUAUACCUGAAAUCCUGCCCAAGAUUCUACUGGCUGUGAAGUGGAACUCAAGAGAUGAAGUAGCGCAGAUGUAUUGCCUCCUGAAGGAUUGGCCAGCAAUAAAACCUGAGCAGGCCAUGGAGCUGCUGGACUGUAACUAUCCAGACCCAAUGAUCCGACACUUUGCGGUUCGCUGCCUUGAGAAGUACUUGACCGACGACAAACUCUCUCAGUACCUCAUUCAGUUGGUUCAGGUUCUGAAGUACGAGCAAUACCUUGAUAACCCCCUAGUACGGUUUUUGCUGAAACGGGCCCUGACAAACCAAAGGAUAGGACACUUCUUUUUCUGGCACUUAAAGUCAGAGAUGCACAACAAGACAGUGAGCCAGCGAUUUGGCCUUCUGCUGGAGUCCUACUGCCGGGCCUGCGGCAUGUACCUGAAGCACUUGAGCAGGCAGGUGGAGGCCAUGGAGAAACUCAUCAAUCUCACAGACAUCCUCAAACAGGAGAAGAAGGAUGAGACUCAGAAGGUGCAGAUGAAGUUCCUGGUGGAGCAGAUGAGGAGGCCGGACUACAUGGAUGCCCUGCAGAACUUCACCUCCCCCCUCAACCCCGCACACCAGCUGGGAAACAUACGGCUUGAGGAGUGCAGAAUUAUGUCGUCUGCUAAAAGACCCCUGUGGCUCAACUGGGAAAACCCAGACAUCAUGUCCGAGCUCCUCUUCCAGAACAAUGAGAUUAUAUUCAAAAACGGAGACGACCUGCGGCAGGACAUGCUAACACUCCAGAUCAUCAGAAUCAUGGAGAACAUCUGGCAGAACCAGGGUCUGGACCUCAGGAUGUUGCUGUAUGGCUGCAUGUCCAUCGGGGACUGUGUGGGCUUAAUCGAGGUGGUGCGAAGCUCUCACACCAUCAUGCAGAUCCAAUGUAAAGGAGGCCUGAAGGGGGCGCUGCAGUUCAACAGCUCAACACUACACCAGUGGCUCAAAGACAAGAACAAGGGAGAGAUGUACGACAUGGCGGUUGACUUGUUUACCCGGUCAUGUGCUGGUUACUGCGUGGCCACCUUCAUUCUGGGGAUUGGGGAUCGGCACAACAGCAACAUCAUGGUCAAGGACGAUGGGCAGCUGUUCCACAUCGAUUUUGGACAUUUCCUGGACCACAAGAAAAAGAAAUUUGGCUACAAGCGAGAGCGAGUUCCAUUUGUCCUAACCCAAGACUUCUUGAUAGUGAUCAGCAAAGGGACCCAGGAGUGCACAAAGACCAGAGAGUUUGAGAGGUUCCAGGAGAUGUGCUAUAAGGCAUACUUGGCAAUCCGUCAGCAUGCCAACCUCUUCAUCAACCUGUUUUCCAUGAUGCUGGGCUCCGGGAUGCCCGAGCUGCAGUCUUUCGACGACAUCGCCUACAUCCGUAAGACCCUGGCGCUGGACAAGACGGAGCAGGAGGCCCUGGACUACUUCAUGAAACAGAUGAACGACGCCCACCAUGGGGGCUGGACCACCAAGAUGGACUGGAUCUUCCACACCAUCCGCCAGCACGCACUCAACUGAGGCCAGGAAUAGCCCUCACCCAGCCCAGCAUCGCUGGGCACACCUGUCAGCCGCGAACAGCAUGUCCCAGCCUCAUGAAAUGUAUGGGUGAUACCCGAUCAUCCUCCGGAGCACUUAACAAUCCACUUUUAUUCAUAUUUCCUACAGCAUCUUAGCAACUAACACACCUUGCUUAAAAGCGUUGCUUUUUUGAGUAUAGUGUUUUUCCUAUGUGUUAUAUUUGAACCUUUCCCAGUUUAUGCAUUCUUUUUGUUCCUUUAAUUUUCUGUGAACUAAGAAGUAUUUGCUCAUCUACUUUUACAGGCUCACAGGGUAUUUAUCGCUUCCUCUUAAUGCCUUUUCAGACAUGGAACAUAGUAACUCUCCAGAAAAAAAAACUGUUUGAAAUCAGUCAUUGUAGAGCUGCAGCCUCCCUCUGGUCUGUCCCCAAAACCACUUUCCAGAAGGCAGAACCGCUGGAAGUAUUUCUGGCACAACAGUUUUGGAAUCCAUUGUCAUCUUGUUGAUAUUAUGUUUAGCAAUUAGUGGUAUCCAUACACACACACACACACACUGUUUGCUCAGGCUGGUAAAUCAUAGCCCCGGUUCAGCAGUACUUGAAGUAGAGUGAACUGUCAAGAAUUCCUUGCAGUGUAGAAACGCAGCCUUAAUGUAGAAUGUACAGCGAGAGCAAACCCUGGAAAUGUCCCUCUUGUUUCUUUUAGGUCAAAUUCCUCUAUUGCUCAAUGAGGUGCCUUCAGUUGAGCUUGUUCAUAAUGAAUCUUGAGAAGUGCAUUAAGCUUGUCAUUGUAACCUCUUCCGAAUGGAUCAUUUCAUUGUACAUGUGAAUGGUGCUGUCGGAUUGUGAAGCAAACAAAUGUGACGGUGAUGUGGGUGAGCAUGGAGAGAAUCAGCAGUACAGUUUGAGAGAAAACUACUUCACUUGAACACUUAUGGAGGUGGAUUAUGUCCGAUCAGGGAUUGAGAUAUUUAAUGGCUGUUCAAGGCAGCUAGCCCACCCCUUUGUUUACCUGGGUGACCAAUCUUCUUUAAUCCAGAUCUAAAUAUAUUUAUGACUAUUCUGCACCCUCAUUUUACUAUUGCGUUGUUGGUGUAAAUAUUGUGAUGAGUUGGACCUAGGACACUUUGACAAGGAGGUGUGGGUUAAGGUUGGUAUUCCACAGUGGCUUCUAAAAGACCAAACCUCUUUUGAAUGAAGGAUGUUUGUUUCCUGAUGAAAACCGUGUAUUCUCAUUCUCAAUCACGUUGUGUAGAAUAGCUGAUGUACUGUACUCUGGAGAGAAACAAGGUGCUAUCUGAAGAUGGAUGACAACCUACCCUCGCCACCAGAACAGAUUGUUUUUAAACUGAUCAAGACAAAAAGAGGCACUUUCCAUUUUUCUAAAUGUUUCGCUGAAUCAAUGAAAGCCAAAGUUGUCAAUUUUUUCUGUUAAGUGAACUGAUCGAUAUUUUAUCUGUUUUACCAUAGAAAGCCUUUGGACUGAUAUGUUUUCCUUCAUAGUUAUCAGUUAAGUUGUGAAGAAAAAACGAGUGUAGUAAACAAGUGUUGGGAAGUUAUUCGAUGUUGAAAAUUCAUGGGAAUACAUGACUCGCUGCACAGUAUUUCAAAACACUAUCUUUUAAUUAUCUUUAAAAUAUCAGAUUAAGAAUUUCUAAUACCCUACAGGCAAUGAAGUCUAUAUGGCUUCAGACUUCGUUUUUCAACAAUGGUGCCUAUGUUUGUAGAUGUUGUCUGAGAAGUUGACUAUAGGCUGGGGAACAGGAACAAAAGUCUGAGCUGUUGUAGGUUGUAGAGGUUCAAAAGUGUACUAUUGCGGUGUUAUUCCGAAUACAAAAAAGUUUCUUAUUUUGAAUACCUGUUGUUCCAAUAUGCAGCAAACCAAUCGACUGGAAUGGUGAUGGACAGUUGCAGAUACCAUUUGAAUUUGCACUUUUUUUCACGCUUUUGGUCUCACAGGACACCAUAGUUUGGUUGCAUGUGUUUUUUUAUGCAUAUUCAAUUAUAUCCCUUUCUAUCUGAGAUUAGUCAGAUUCAUUAUUACAUUGUAGUAGUCACCAGCCUUUUGUUAGUGCUUCAAAUGCCAUUAAUUGCAUUUUAUGUUAACUUGUUUGUGUAUGUGUGUGUAUAUUUGCGUGCAUAUGUGCAGUUUUGUGGGCUGGACCCAUUUUAAAAGCCCAUUCACAAGGUCAAUGUAUGUGUGUUAUGCUUUGUAAAACUUUUUCACUUGGUGAACAGCAACAGGGAAAAUAUGCUGUAAGCAUAAUUUGUAUUUAAAGAGGAAAAACCUCGGCUUCAGAAAUGUUACUUGAAAUGUGAUGAACCACGUAUGAUGAAAACAAAGCUGUUAUGGCCAUGUAGUUUAUAGCACUGAGGGUUCGCACAGGCAAAUCCAUACCGAUUGUGAAUGUUUAAAUAAUUUGGUCAUUAUGCAAGUCUCCCAAGUUGGAGAUUCGAAGUUGACUUGGGCUGUAAAAGAAAAUAACCCUUUUAUGUGUAAACAACUUAUUUAAGAACAUGGUCUUUGUUUGACUGAAAUGUCUGGAGUGGUUACAUCACUCCAUUAAAUACAAUACCUUUUAUUCUGACAGGUUUGUAGACAUUGAAUUCUAUUUUUUAUAUACUUUGUCAUUACAAUCAACAAUGCUACUAUGAUUGUACUAUAACAGCCAUCCUGCAUGAGAGUUGGUUCAAAUAGUAUUUUAUGAAUUGUGCCAAUAGCUACAAAGAACGUUUAACACUAUAAAAACUUCAAUCUCUAACCAGGGAUAUACCUACAUUAUCAAAUACAGUAUAGCUUGUAUUUCAGUUUGCUCUUCAGUGUAAAUAUGUCUAUUGUAUCCUAACUCAACUACAAUUCUUUGAGUGUUAUGUGAUGUACAAAUAAAAAGCAUCUCCUAACAA
Esox lucius (northern pike) is the source of this 6591-nucleotide messenger RNA. Its product is annotated as phosphatidylinositol 4,5-bisphosphate 3-kinase catalytic subunit alpha isoform. The coding region runs from base 483 to 3689 and encodes 1068 amino acids. The record is from RefSeq and is a predicted model, not a curated record. Gene Ontology annotation, biological process: phosphatidylinositol 3-kinase/protein kinase B signal transduction; cell migration; phosphatidylinositol-mediated signaling. Gene Ontology annotation, cellular component: cytoplasm; phosphatidylinositol 3-kinase complex, class IB; plasma membrane. NCBI's taxonomy places the organism in Eukaryota, Metazoa, Chordata, Actinopteri, Esociformes, Esocidae. Gene Ontology annotation, molecular function: 1-phosphatidylinositol-3-kinase activity; 1-phosphatidylinositol-4-phosphate 3-kinase activity. The transcript is spliced from 20 exons.